AUGCCCUCGGGGCCCUCUUACAUGCCGCAGGAGGAUUGCACUCAACAGGCGAUGCAGCUUGUUUCCUCUGUGAUGAAUAUGUUAGAUGGUCAGAUUCCCGAGGAGAUGUGGGAGGAUAUUCAAGAGGAGCUUAUGCGAGUGAUCCAGCCUACUGCUACUUUUGCGAUGGUUUCUAGGCAAAUAAUGAAAUCUUGUAGAAGGCGGGUUCCUACUCGGGUGCAAAGCCAGAUUAUGAACUUCUUGGCCACUCAAAAGGCAUUUACUGGUAGUGGAGAGAGUAGCAGACAGAUUGGAGAUGAUACUAUUGGGAGCACGAGUCGUAGGGAUGGAUCCGCCAGUGGAAACGCGGACGAUGACAUGGAUAGAGCGGAUGACCUAUCAUAG
This is a messenger RNA of Asparagus officinalis (garden asparagus), 384 nucleotides long. RefSeq lists its product as uncharacterized. The transcript is spliced from 2 exons. The record is from RefSeq and is a predicted model, not a curated record. NCBI's taxonomy places the organism in Eukaryota, Viridiplantae, Streptophyta, Magnoliopsida, Asparagales, Asparagaceae. The coding region runs from base 1 to 384 and encodes 127 amino acids.